This is a messenger RNA of Phycomyces blakesleeanus NRRL 1555(-), 1077 nucleotides long. RefSeq lists its product as hypothetical. The transcript has a single exon. The coding region runs from base 1 to 1077 and encodes 358 amino acids. The record is from RefSeq and is a predicted model, not a curated record. NCBI's taxonomy places the organism in Eukaryota, Fungi, Mucoromycota, Mucoromycetes, Mucorales, Phycomycetaceae.
AUGCGUAAGCUUAGUAGUUCGGGUGUACACAUGAACGGUUUUGGUCUCCCUGCGGCCCUCAGAGAUUAUCUCAUUUUUAUCCACCCCAUUCUUGAGUACGGCUUAGCCAUCGUUCCUGCUAGCCGGAGUGACGUUCAGAUCCUGCAGAAGGCUCAAAAUAUGUGUCUCCAGACAUGUAUUCGACGGCCCGAUGCAACUAUGGGAGUUGUUCAUAUCGCUGCAUUAGCUGCUCUACCCAACCUAUUCACCCGUUCCCGUGCUCUUCAAGCCAAAUUUCUUCAUCGUGCUGAAACACUACCCUCAGACUCCCUGAUCAAAGCUCUUACCACGCAGCUGGAACUUUCCAAAGAAAAAACGACAUGGGGUGAGCUUCGUCGUAGUGUACUCUGGAAAAAGGCCCAAUUGCUGAAAGAACAUCAACCCCGGUUGAAGGACCCAUUAAAAGAAGCUUAUGUUCUACUGUGCCAAAAAGAAAUCGACAUGCAACUUGCGAGCGUUAACCGUCCGGUAACCGUCGCUAGAGGCUUGUGCAAACCUGUCUGGGAUCCGGUCUUACUACUGCCCUGCACUCGUUCAGAACGACGCCGACUGAUCAAAUGGCGAAUUGCUUGGCUACCACCUACACCAUCAGUUGAGUGCCAAUGUGGCGCUAUCAAGGGUAACCAAAACCACAUGCUUAUAUGCCCCGCCACAAUCACUCUCGUUCAAAAACUCUGGUCUUUGAUGGAUCCUGCUCCUCCUCCAGAGGUUCAUCUCAUCGACUAUGCUCUCAACUGUCUCCCCAGGUUUUUCAAAUCGCCUGGUACGUGGUGCGAUUGGUGGCCGUGCUUGCUUGCCUUGCUACGUGCUGUUGAUCAAACCACCUCAUCCUACAAACUGCCAGAAGAAAAAGCUCAUGGUCAAAUCCCCAUCGACCUUGCAGCAAAAUUCCGUGCCACAAAACCAACCCGUCCUCACCGCAUCCCGCCGCCCACCCAAGAACCUGUUCCUGGUGAUCCGUUCCCCCAUCUUCUCUCCAAAAUUUCCACCGUUCCUCGUCAACCCCCUCCAUCUGUGCCCGCUCGAAAUUGUGCCUAG